Sus scrofa (pig) is the source of this 1150-nucleotide messenger RNA. The record is from RefSeq and is a predicted model, not a curated record. Lineage: Eukaryota; Metazoa; Chordata; Mammalia; Artiodactyla; Suidae.
UCACUCCGCGGCGCCGGCUCUGACUGGUCUCAAUGGUCCGCUCUUCUGAUUGGCUGGGCCCAGUACCAUCCCAGGGUUCUCUGCGACUCCCCUUCCUUUUCCCUGCCGUGCGCCCGCCGAGGAGGCUCGUCGGCCGCAGCCAUGGCGCCCAGCAGGAAUGGCAUGAUCCUGAAGCCCCACUUCCACAAGGACUGGCAGCGGCGCGUGGCCACGUGGUUCAACCAGCCGGCGCGCAAGAUCCGCAGGUGAGCAGCCGCGCCGGGCGAGCGCCCCCGGCCCGUCCCCACCCCGCGCGCGGAGGGCGGCCCCGGGUGACCGCCGCUCGUCGUCUUCUGCGCAGGCGCAAGGCUCGGCAGGCCAAGGCGCGCCGCAUCGCCCCGCGCCCCGCGUCCGGCCCGCUGCGGCCGGUGGUGAGAUGCCCCACGGUCCGGUACCACACGAAGGUGCGCGCCGGCAGAGGCUUCAGCCUGGAGGAGCUGAGGGUGGCCGGCAUCCACAAGAAGGUGGCCCGGACCAUUGGGAUCUCGGUGGAUCCCCGGCGGCGGAACAAGUGCACGGAGUCCCUGCAGGCUAAUGUGCAGCGGCUCAAGGAGUACCGCUCCAAGCUCAUCCUCUUCCCCAGGAAGCCCUCGGCCCCCAAGAAGGGCGACAGCUCUGCUGAAGAGCUCAAGUUGGCCACCCAGCUGACAGGACCGGUCAUGCCCAUACGGAACGUGUACAAGAGGGAAAAGGCCAGAGUCAUCACGGACGAGGAGAAGAACUUCAAGGCCUUUGCCAGUCUCCGCAUGGCCCGUGCCAACGCCCGGCUCUUUGGUAUACGGGCAAAAAGGGCCAAGGAAGCUGCAGAACAGGAUGUGGAGAAGAAAAAAUAAAGUGCUGUUGGCAUCUUGUGGUAAACCUACAGUGUCUGCGACCUUCGUGGUAGAAGAACCUGGGGAGCCUCCUUCCUAUGGGAUCCUGGGGCGGGUCCUUGUCCCUCAGAGCCUGCUGUGAGGGAGACAGCCUCGGGGCUGGAGUCUUGUGCUCAGCCAGCUUCCUGUCUGGACCUUCCAGCCUUGCGCGUCCUGCGCAUUCCGCCUCAGGUGGCGCGAGGACUAGUACUUUACGUCUGAAACGAACACUUUAUAAGAUUUUGAUUUGAUUUCCAUGC